AUGGCGUCGUCAACACAAACUGCCCCUCAGAAGAAGGAGGAUAAGCCCGCCGACCAGACAUCCAAGCUCGAGACCCAACAAAAAUCAGCCGCGCUCGAGGAGGACGACGAGUUUGAGGACUUUCCGGUCGACGACUGGACGAUGGAAGAGACCGAGGCCGGCGCGAGCAACGACGCCGCCCAGAAGCACCUGUGGGAGGAGUCAUGGGAUGACGACGACACAAGCGAUGACUUCUCUCAGCAGCUCAAAGAAGAGCUGAAGAAAGUCGAGGCUUCAAAGAGGAGAUGA
Molecule: messenger RNA, 288 nt
Organism: Pyricularia pennisetigena
Lineage: Eukaryota; Fungi; Ascomycota; Sordariomycetes; Magnaporthales; Pyriculariaceae
Exons: 3
Coding region: 1-288 (95 amino acids)
Biological process (GO): mRNA export from nucleus; proteasome assembly; double-strand break repair via homologous recombination
Cellular component (GO): proteasome regulatory particle, lid subcomplex; proteasome complex
Source: RefSeq, a predicted model, not a curated record